Aspergillus piperis CBS 112811 is the source of this 1071-nucleotide messenger RNA. RefSeq names its product putative adenosine deaminase. Gene Ontology annotation, biological process: inosine biosynthetic process; adenosine catabolic process. The coding region runs from base 1 to 1071 and encodes 356 amino acids. Gene Ontology annotation, molecular function: adenosine deaminase activity. Lineage: Eukaryota; Fungi; Ascomycota; Eurotiomycetes; Eurotiales; Aspergillaceae. The transcript has 4 exons. The record is from RefSeq and is a predicted model, not a curated record.
AUGGACCUUUCGAAAGCGGUCGAUCGUGCCUUCACCCAAUCCCUCCCCAAGAUCGAGCUCCAUGCCCACCUCAGCGGCAGUAUCAGCCGCCAAUGUCUCCAUGAGAUCUGGCUCAAGAAGAAGGCCCAAGACCCUGACUUCAACAUAGAAGAUCCAUGGAUAACCAUGCCGCCUGGGAAGGUAGAUUAUUCCCUGCAAACAUUUUUCCACUCCUUCAACAAAUCAAUCUACAAUCUGGUCAAUGAUCUUGCCAGCCUCACCUACGCCACCCAUUCCGUGCUAACCGACUUUCAAAACGACGGCGUAACUUACCUUGAACUCCGCACCAUUCCCCGUGCAUCCCCCUCCUCCUCCUUCACCCGGGAGGAAUACCUUACUACCGUUCUUGAUGCAAUCUCGGAUUUUCAGGCCAACCAAUCCCCCACUUCCCCGAAGAUGUCUGUAUAUCUGAUUCUAGCUUUGGACAGGGGCCAUCACACUACUGCUGAGGCCCUGGAAAUUGUAGACUUGGCACUAGCCCACCGCGCCCGCGGUAUCGUGGGCAUUGAUGUCUGCGGCAACCCAACCAAGGGUGAUGUUUCAGUGCUACGGGAGGCGUUUGCGAAAGCCAAAGCUAACGGACUAGGCGUGACUGUGCAUUUCGCCGAAAUGAGGGAGGCGGCAACGCCUGGAGAAUUGGAGACACUCUUGGAGUUUCAGCCGGACCGGCUGGGCCAUGUGAUUCAUGUGCCUGAAGAGCUGAAACGGGAGAUUGCAAGGAGGCAAUUGGGACUUGAAUUGUGCAUGUCGUGUAAUGUGCACGCAAAGAUGUUUGAUGGUGGCUUUUUGGAUCAUCAUUUCGGGUAUUGGAGACAUCAGAAUUGCCCGAUUGUGCUUUGCACCGACGAUGUAGGGUUUUUCUGCAGUCCCGUAUCGAAUGAGUAUCUGUUAGCUGCAGAGCACUUUCAACUCACGCGGACCGAUGUGCUGGGCAUCUGCAGAAAAUCCUACGAUGCUAUCUUCGGAGGCGAAAAGGAGAAAGACCGUCUUCGACGUCUACUAUCUGACUUCGAGGCACAUUACAGCACAUAG